This is a messenger RNA of Castor canadensis (American beaver), 945 nucleotides long. The record is from RefSeq and is a predicted model, not a curated record. NCBI's taxonomy places the organism in Eukaryota, Metazoa, Chordata, Mammalia, Rodentia, Castoridae.
AUGGCGGUCCCCUGGGAGGAGUAUUUCCUGCUGACCUUGCAAGAGAAACUCUCCUCCAGGCAGCCAUCAGAGCAGGAUGUGGAUCACAUUCCCCCACUGCUGCGUCUCCUGGAGAAAAGACAAGAGCUGGCGGAUGCUGACCGGUGCCUGAAGGCCCAGAAGGAGGAGUUCCAUACCACCAUGGCCGCUCUGAAACAGCGCUGGGAAGAGCUGGGGCAGAAAGAGCAGGAUCUAAAGGGCUCCUUCGUGCGCUUUAACAAGUUUUUGCAGGAGGCCGAGGCCCGGCGCGGCCGCGCGCUGCGGAGGGCGGCGGAGGCGCGGCACCGCGCAGGCCGCCAAGAGGCCGAGGCGCAGCGGCUGCGCGCACAGCUGGAGGAGCUGCGGCGGGAGCUCGCGCGGCUGCAGCUCAGGGUGCAGCGCCUGGAGCCGUGCACGCGCCUGCUGGAGCGCGUGCUGGAGCAGCGGCCCGAGUUCCAGGAGAUCCCCGAGCUAGUGGCGCGCUUCGACGGCCUGGUGGACACGCAGGCGGCGCUAAGGCUCACGCAGCGGGAGCGGCUGGCAGAGCUGGAGGCGGCGCGCGCGCGGCUACAGCUGGUGCAGGAUGCGGGACAGGACGAGCUGCUGCGGUACAGCCAGAGGCGGGCGCAGCUGCAGGAGCAGCUGGAGGCGGCGCGGGAGCGCAAGCUGCAGUGGGAAUCCAAGUGGAUUCAAAUCCAAAACACCGCGGCGGAGAAGACCCUGCUUCUGGGACGUACUCGGAUGUCAGCGCUCAACCUGUUCCAGCUAGUGUGCCUGCACCAGAGGCAGCCGCCCAACCUUGACAUCGAGGACACCGAGGGGCAGCUGGAGCAGGUGAAGCUAUUCAUCCUAGACCUCUCUGCCAUCCUGGCCAGCCUUCCUCAGGCCAAGCCCGCAGCUGCCACCUCCUGGCCCAGAUCUAGGUAA